Girardinichthys multiradiatus is the source of this 3673-nucleotide messenger RNA. RefSeq names its product bloodthirsty-related gene family, member 1 (gene btr01). The record is from RefSeq and is a predicted model, not a curated record. NCBI's taxonomy places the organism in Eukaryota, Metazoa, Chordata, Actinopteri, Cyprinodontiformes, Goodeidae. Gene Ontology annotation, molecular function: zinc ion binding; protein binding. The coding region runs from base 1119 to 2873 and encodes 584 amino acids. The transcript is spliced from 12 exons.
CAGGCCUGGCUCCACGGUGGGACCACGGCUCCGCCGUACCGGGCGACGUCACGUGCCUUGAUAUUUUUGUCCUCAUGAGGGAUUCUUGAACCUUUCAAUUACUGAGUACUGAGUGCUAUAUUAUGUACAGUACUGGUCAAAAUUAUCAAAUGAAUAGAAAUGAACAUUUGAAAGUUUAUCACUGUGUGUAGUGAAUAUCGCAUUUCUUUUAUCUUUCAGGUUCUCCAGGCCCCUCAUCUUUGAAGCAUCUUCUGUUGAUACCUAAAGUGAGAAAUAAAAGAGAAGGUUAAGCGUCUUCUUCUGAUUACGGCCUUCAGAUGUGGAACAACCUCCCUGAAGACCUGAGGGCAGCUGAGAGUUUGGAUGCUUUAAAAACAAGCUAAAGACUCAUCUAUUCAUUUUGACUUUAUUUUCUUUAGGUUUAUUGCAAUUUAUUAUUUCAUGGUUUAUUAUUAUACAUACAUUUUAGUUAAAAUGUUUAGCUAUUAUAUCAUGUAUUUGUGUUUAAUGUUUUAUGGCUCUAAGUUAGCGCUAAUCUUGUCAAGCACUGUUGUGUUUUUAUAAUACUGUUAUUGGUCAUCACAGAUAUUAUUGUUUGCUAUUUAAGUUUUUUAUGUUCAGUAUUUACAAUUUUAGAUUACUAUAACUUUGUUUUUUUUUUACAAAUUUUACUUAUGUAUCUAUUUUAUAAUUAGUUUCUUUAUAUCCAGUGUUUCCUCUGUAUGUCAUGUUAAACUAGGUUUUUGUUGGACCAGUGUGCAGGCAAGGGGAUGGUAGCCACAUGACUUCUGACAACUAUAAAGGUCAUGUAAUGCAUCCCCAGCUUACCAUGAACUUUUGGGAUGAAGAGAGCAGAGAUGAAAACAGCAUACCUGCAGUGUGGAGUCGUACUGGUCCAGCAGGUUGGGUUGGAUACAUUCACCAGGUGAAGGGUAAGAAGGGAGUGGCUUUAAGCAUACUAGAGGAGGAGAACGACAUGAGGAAAGAAGAGACUGGGAGAGACAGAAAGUUUCCAUUCAGAAGAUUUUGGAUGUAAGCUGCAUCGUUCACAGCCACUGAAUGACAGAACAAAUCUCCUAUAAGUAACAUCGUCAAGAAAAGCUAAACCCCCAGGGACCAUGGCUCUCCCCUCUGCCUUUCUGUCUGAAGACCAGUUCACCUGUUCAAUAUGCCUGGAAAUGUUCAAUAACCCAGUUUCCACUCCAUGUGGCCACAGCUUCUGCCAGUCCUGCCUUUCUUCCUACUGGGACGGUGGAGGAAGACGGCAGGGUGCAAAGUUUUACCAGUGUCCCCUGUGCAAAGAAUCCUUUAGCAAACGGCCAGAACUCCAUAUAAGUCGAACCUUAAAGGAAAUCACAGAACAGUUCAAGCAGAUGGCCAACCCUGAUACACAAACUGCUGAGGGAAUCGGAGGAGGGGAGCAUCACAGCUUGCAUGCCCAAAAUCCAGCCCUGUGUCCACCAACAAGACAGGGGGAGAUGCCAGAGAGUGUGUUUGCAGAAAUGGUGGAACGUUUUCAGGGAAUGACGGCUUCUGGGAUGCCACAUCAACAUUUCUCUCAAUCUCACCAGGCCUUCCAGACACAAAACAACCAUGACCCACCGCCACCUUACUCCCCUCUCCUGAGGUACGAUAUGCCACUGUGUCCCAUCCAUAAGACAGGCCUGGAGUUCUUCUGUCGCACUGACAACUUGUGUGUGUGCAGUGUCUGUGUGGGGACAGCAGAGCACCGAGGACACAGCGUCGUCCCUGCAGAAAGAGAGUGGCAGAUUAAAAAGUCGCAGUUAGGUAUCCAUGAGGUGGAGUUGAAGGAGCUCAUCUAUGAAAGAGAGAGAAAAGUGGAGGAAAUACGCAGUUCUGUUCGGGAGAUGAAGGCUGCUGCGGAGAUAGAGACAGACAAAGUUGUUUGUGCCUUGACCAAGCUGAUCUCUACGAUGGAGUACUGCCAAUAUAAAAUCUUAGAGGUGAUAAAGACAACUGUUCAAGCAGCAGAGAGCAGAGCUCAGAGUUUUCUGAAAGAGCUGGAGGAGGAGAUAGCUGCACUGAAGAAGAGAAGUUCAACACUGAGCCAUCUGGCUGUGUCUGACGACUAUGUGCUCUUUUUCAGUACAUUGCCUGCCUUGUCCACAUCCCCGCAGGCUAAAGACUGGUCAAAUGUCUCUGUCCCAUCUGUAAAGAUCUCUGAAGGGAUUCUCAGGACUGUCAAUCAGAUGAUGGAACACCUCCAGCAAGAGAUGCAAAAAUUGCCAGAAGUCUGCCAACAAUCCUCAUCAGAUCAGCCUUACCCUCGGCCCAACCCAAAGGUAAAGAGGGUUCAGGAAUAUGCAGAGGACAUCACCCUGGACCCAAGCACCGCUCACCCACGCCUCUUCAUAUCAGCUGAUGGAAAGCAGGUGCAAUGUAGUGAGCAUUAUCAGCUCGUUCCGGACAACCCAGAGCGAUUCAACCGGGUGGUGUGUGUGCUGGCCCAUCAGGGAUUUACGUCAGGACGCCAUUACUGGGAGGUAGAUGUUGGCAAUAAGACCGACUGGGACCUGGGAUUAGCAAGCCGGUCUGUUAUUCGAAAGGGUAAAAUCCCAGUGAGCCCCGCCCAUGGCUACUGGUUCCUUAGUCUGCGGGAUGGGACUGACUAUGCCUUCAGGACAGAUCCCUCGACCAACCUAACAGUUGCCGUCAGACCCUCACGGGUUGGAAUUUAUAUAGACUGUGAUAAAGGACUUGUGUCGUUCUACAAUGUGGAGGCCAAACUGCUUAUCUAUACCUUCACAGGCAGUUUUCCAGACACCAUCCAUCCAUUCUUCAGCCCUUGUACCAAUAAAUCAGGACAGAAUGAGGCUCCCUUAGUCAUCUGCCCUGUUGCAGUGACAGAAUAAAAUGAAGCAGUCUCCUUUUAACUUAUUUCACCCAUGCUGAAUGUAAAUAUUUCUGUUUUAGAAAUCUGGGCCCAUACUCACAAAGAAUCCUUAGACUAAAAGUAGCUCCUAGUGACGACAUUCUAGGAAAUAUCUCAGAAUUUCUCAAAUUCUAAGGUUUUUCUUAGAAUUUUCCCUCAGUAAGAUAAAAGUUAUUCACGAAGCAUCUUAGGCCUUAUGAGAGCUUCUAAUGUGAGGGGAUAUUAAGAGUAAUGAGGAAGACUUUUAGUGAGCCAAAGGUUGUAUUCACACCAGGAAAGUCCUUUGGUCCGCUUGUUUGGUCCGGACCAAAAGCAAACUUUAUUUUUUUCAUUUGGUGCAGUUUGCUUUCACAUUGCACUUUUUGGUGCUAGGAGUCCUGACCAAGAAUUUUUAGGCUAAGAUAGGAGCUUUGUGAGAGGACUCUGAAAGUAUUUGUGAAUAAGGGCCCUGAGUUUUAGUGCUUGCUUUUAGUGAAUGCUGAAAAAAUUAAGUUAAAGCUAUUUAAAUAUUCAACCUUAAUGAUUGUGAGACAGUCAGAAUUACUUGUAGCUGCCUUUAGCUUGUUUUUACUCAUUGCUGUAUAGUGUGAUGUGAUUUAAUGAAUGUAAAACUGUAGCCUAAACAGUCCUGUCAGGAUUUUGUCAUGUAAAUAAAAUUAGACCAUGAUAAAUGAUUUAAAAACCUGUUUCUGAAAAUAAUGUGAUAUUUAUCCUGACCAAUCCAACUGAAAAACAACAAGAAACAAUAAACAAACAAUAAAGAUUAUAAAUGUGCAAAAA